GCAAACUCUCUUCGCUUUUUCUACUUGACUCAUUCUUCCUUCACAUUUUCGUAAUCGAGCCGUCUUGUCCCCAGAGAAGCUCAUACCCAGACCAACAAGAUCCCUGUUCUCAUAAACUCGAACUCACAUACACGACAUUCAAAAUGGUAUUAUUGACUCGUUCCUUUUCCUCCUGCUUGCAUCCGUCCCAUAUCUACGCGGGCAUUUUCCACAGCUACAGCAGUAACUCGUUUCGUCCGCAAUGCUCAGUCUUGCACGCCGCUGCGCGCUGACCUGACGUCACGCGUAGCCAUGGCAUCUAAGGGCAACGCCAGGGACCCUUAUCAAACCCUCUCAUCACUAUUACGAAUUCCUGCUUCGACGCGUUUACUAACUACUUCACGUGAAAAGGUCAAAGUUCUACUAGUCCUAUACGACGGAGGCAAGCAUGCCCAAGAGGUUCCCGAGCUACUGGGAACAACCGAGAACGAACUUGGUAUCCGAAAAUGGCUCGAAGACCAGGGCCACACCCUCGUUACCACCUCCGACAAGGACGGCGAGGACUCCACCUUCGACAAGGAGCUCGUAGACGCUGAGAUCAUCAUUACCACUCCCUUCCACCCCGGCUACCUGACCGCCGAGCGACUAGCCAAGGCUAAGAAGCUGAAGCUCGCCAUCACGGCUGGUAUUGGAUCCGACCAUGUGGACCUGAACGCGGCGAACAAGACGAACGGCGGCAUCACAGUGGCCGAGGUGACGGGCUCGAACGUGGUUUCCGUAGCGGAGCACGUGGUGAUGACGAUCCUAGUGCUGGUGCGCAACUUCGUCCCCGCGCACGAGAUGAUCGAGGCGGGCGAGUGGGAGGUCGCGGCGGCGGCCAAGAACGAGUACGACCUGGAGAACAAGGUGGUCGGCACGGUGGCCGUCGGCCGCAUCGGCGAGCGCGUCCUGCGCCGCCUCAAGGCCUUCGACUGCAAGGAGCUCCUCUACUACGACUACCAGCCCCUGAAACCCGAGGUCGAGAAGGAGAUCGGCUGCCGCCGCGUCGAGAGCCUCGAGGAGAUGCUCGGCCAGUGCGACGUCGUCACCAUCAACUGCCCCCUGCACGAGAAGACCCGCGGCCUGUUCAACAAGGACCUCAUCGCUAAGAUGAAGCCUGGUUCCUGGCUGGUCAACACCGCUCGCGGCGCCAUCGUGGUGAAGGAAGACGUCGCGGAGGCGCUCAAGUCGGGCCACCUCCGCGGAUACGGCGGUGACGUGUGGUUCCCCCAGCCGGCUCCCAAGGACCACGUGCUCCGAUACGCCAAGAACCCAUUCGGCGGCGGCAACGCCAUGGUGCCUCACAUGUCGGGCACGUCGAUCGACGCGCAGAAGCGGUACGCGGCCGGCACCAAGGCCAUCCUCGAGAGCUACCUGUCGGGCCGCCACGACUACCGCCCCGAGGACCUGAUCGUCAAGGACGGCGACUACGUCACCAGGGCGUACGGCCAGCGCAACAAGGCUUAAAUGUAAGCGUCGUCUGUCACUGACUUACAAGCCUUUAUAAUGAGAAAAGGGGGGGAUAAGAAGAAAGGAUCAUGACGAAAGAAAAGUCAGGCCUGGGAGAUAUAAUAUUAUUACUACUUUUUUGUAUGACAGUUUGACUACUGCC
Molecule: messenger RNA, 1630 nt
Organism: Daldinia caldariorum
Lineage: Eukaryota; Fungi; Ascomycota; Sordariomycetes; Xylariales; Hypoxylaceae
Product: D-isomer specific 2-hydroxyacid dehydrogenase
Exons: 4
Coding region: 292-1485 (397 amino acids)
Cellular component (GO): cytosol
Molecular function (GO): formate dehydrogenase (NAD+) activity; oxidoreductase activity, acting on the CH-OH group of donors, NAD or NADP as acceptor; NAD binding
Source: RefSeq, a predicted model, not a curated record